CUUGCUUUGUGUGCCGUAGCUAUGGCAGCUCCAAGCUACCACCAUGGUCGUCAUGGCAACCACUUUGGUCAUCAUGGCAACCACCAUGGUCAUGGAUAUGGAUAUGGGGAUGAGAACCGUGAUGGAGUCCCAGAUGCUCUUGAUGCCAACCGUGAUGGCAAGAUAGAUUCCUACGCUCAUGGACACCACGCUCAAGGACACCACGCUCACGGACACCACGCUCACGGACACCAUGCUCAUGGACAUGUUGCUCACGGACACCAUGCCAACAGCUAUGGACACCAUGAUGCCCACCAUGCUCAUGGACACCA
Owenia fusiformis is the source of this 311-nucleotide messenger RNA. The record is from the annotation of a GenBank genome assembly. Lineage: Eukaryota; Metazoa; Annelida; Polychaeta; Sabellida; Oweniidae.